Botrytis fragariae is the source of this 360-nucleotide messenger RNA. RefSeq lists its product as uncharacterized. The record is from RefSeq and is a predicted model, not a curated record. Bases 1 to 360 code for a protein of 119 amino acids. NCBI's taxonomy places the organism in Eukaryota, Fungi, Ascomycota, Leotiomycetes, Helotiales, Sclerotiniaceae. The transcript is spliced from 5 exons.
AUGAAUCCGACGACACAAUCGGCCGAUCCUGAUCCCAAAGACGCGUCUCCCAUGAACUCUAGCUAUUGGGGGAAGAGUCUCUUGGUUACAUUGACUUCAUGCGCGCUGGGCAUUUUGUCUGCGGAGUUCAAGGUACACCUUGCUCCCUCGAGAUACCUGGAUCUCACGAAUCUGCCUUUUUGUUUGGAAAAGGAUACCAUCGUGCCAGUGGCUGAUGAUGAUGGUAGUGUAUUAGCUUUUGAGCGUUGGGAAUUUCUUGGGAGUAUUAUCGCUUGGAAGAGAAUCAAAAGUGCAAUACUUACAAUCUUUGGGGAGAACGAAGCCGCAAAGCAAGGCGCUUUUCUUCUUGGUCCAGAUUGA